Molecule: messenger RNA, 891 nt
Organism: Salpingoeca rosetta
Lineage: Eukaryota; Choanoflagellata; Craspedida; Salpingoecidae
Exons: 5
Coding region: 22-891 (289 amino acids)
Biological process (GO): homologous chromosome pairing at meiosis; mitotic intra-S DNA damage checkpoint signaling; double-strand break repair involved in meiotic recombination
Cellular component (GO): nucleus; condensed chromosome
Molecular function (GO): DNA polymerase binding
Source: RefSeq, a predicted model, not a curated record
UGCGGCCAACUCAAGACUACCAUGGCCCAGCCGAUCACCGCCCUCGACCUGCUUGUGCUGCUGCUUCACCACCAGAACGCCCACCGCCGCGGCGCGGAGACCACCGAGGUCAAGCUUGCAAGCACGGGCCGGCUCACCGCCGCCAUGGUCGCAGCCAUGUUUGCCAGACACACGCGCGCGUUCUCGAUGUACUUCAAGUCGAUUGUGCACAUGGCGGACAUCCUGAGCCAGCGGCAGGGGGCCGCGUGCCGCGACCUCGCCUUAACGGCCGGAGGUGGUCGGGGCCCUGGUGGCGCACAUUGGCACGGGGCAGGCACAGGAGACCACCCGAAGCUGCUGCACCCGUUUGCGCCAAUGCUGAACGGCACCCUGGACUGCCUAAGCAACCUGCACUUCAACUACAUCCGGCAGCUCUUCCAUAUCCUGACCACGCUCAGGUUUGACCGCCAGCGCACUACCGCCGCAGGCCUCAUUGACGACGAGAAGGAGGAUGGUCUGUCUCAAUCGAAACGCAUCGGCACCAUCGCUGCCAUCACCGUCACCCGCACCUGGCUCGCUCUUGCCAACGCCGCAGACAUCUCCAUCGACGGCAACCAUCUCUCCUCGCUGUUGCAGGCCUUGCAGCUCAUCUAUGCCGACAAGUGGACGGGUGCGCCCCAAACUCAGGAGACGUGCUCUAACGUCUCGCCCGAGGACACGCGCGCGCGCGAUGUGGGCAAGGACACGCACGCGGUCGUCAACAAGAAGACGCUGCAGGCGCCGUUCGAGACGAAGCUGCAGCUGCCGUCAGGGAUUGCCGCCGUGUUCGUGGGCACAGUGCGCAGAAAGACUGACGAGGAGACAGGGUUGCAGAAGCACGCUGCUGGAACGCAGACCUCUUCACGUUCCUGA